Pocillopora meandrina is the source of this 1597-nucleotide messenger RNA. Lineage: Eukaryota; Metazoa; Cnidaria; Anthozoa; Scleractinia; Pocilloporidae. The record is from the annotation of a GenBank genome assembly.
GACCACCGCUAAAAAAAUUGCCUAAGGUUUAGGGUUCAUAAUUUUACUUCCUACAUACUAUCAACUGACAUGUCAGUAGAUAAGUCAAUGUUAGCUUUAUGAAAAGCAAUAGAGAAGGGAUGAACCCUCUUUUAACCAAGGGGUGUUUCUUUAACCCUUUUCCUCCCAACGUCACAUAUGUGUGACGAUAAAUGCGGCUGACCGAUGCUGAGCCCGCUAGGCGUGAAAUACUUGAUUGCAAUAGCCCCCCUCUGGCUCAUUUGACGCCUGGUGAUUUUUGUCGGUUUCUUCGGUGUUUUUCAUGUGAAUUUGCCUGCUUUUGACCGAAAAAAUUGCGAUUCUUUUCUGUUCGAGUUUUCGCGCGAAGUUCAGGAACAGCUGAUCAGUAAUAGCUUCAACUUCUGGAAGUGAAUUUGUCGUAAAUUCGGCUGCAGAGACUUCUCAAAACGUGGAUUUAGUGUUCGUAGACGAAGAUGAAAUGCCAUUGACUUCUGUAGCUAUAGGCACGGCAUAUUUAGAGCGAGAGUCUGACGAGGAAAUUGACUCAGACUUUUAUCAGACUGACUCUGAGGCUGAAGAAAGUGACAAAAAUGAAGAAUUACAACAAGCAGGUCCUCCCAGGAAGCGGAGACGUACAGCACAGGGCGAAAACGAUGUUGUGGGCGAUCCUGUUUGGGUAGAAGACAUCAGGACGCAUUCAGACCUGCCUUUCACCCAACCCACGGGGCCUAAAGUUCGAAUGGGAGCGGAUCAAAAGGACCCAGUGAGUUAUUUUUGUCUGUUUUUUUACUGAUGCCUUGCUUGAUCUAGUUGUGACACAAACAAAUUUGUAUGCUGCCCAAGAGAGAGCCAAAACCCCGGAUAAACACCGUAUGCCUUGGCACGUAGUGGACAAAGAUGAAAUAAGAACAUUUAUUGCCUUGAUUUUAGCAAUGGGGCUGGUAAACAAACCUACCAUACAUAGUUACUGGUCCACUGAUGAGAUACUUCAAACACCAUUCUUCACAAAUUGCAUGUCAAGGAAUCGGUUUACACAAAUUUUGAGGUAUAUACAUUUUGUGAACAAUACACAAUUAAUUCCUAGAGGUCAAGAUGGAUAUGACAAACUGGUGAAAAUUAGGCCCUUCUUAGAACUAAUUAAAAACCGGUUCCAAAGGUAAUCAGAGGUUUACAUGGUGGAAGGAGCUACAAGAUUACCCCCACAGCUGCUGCACCUCAAAUAUCAAGAUUGAAUCUGUCUUUGGGACACUUCCCAGUCAAAGUUGACAAACGGUGUGCUUGUAAAGUUCACCUGCAGCGAGUGUUGACUUCAUACAAGUGUGGACUGUGUGGAGUCCACAUGUGCCCCAGCCCUUGUUUUGAGAAGUACCACACCCUCCAAGACUAUUUGUAUGAUGACCCUGAAUAUGGAGCAGCAACCCCACGUCUGAAACCUCAGAAUCCUGGCAGGCCUUUUGCAAGAGGAAGACCUAGGCAGAUGAGGCAGUGAACUCUCCUAUAAGUAGCGGAACAUUGACCGUUGGUUGUCAAAAACUGUUCACUUAUUGCUGUUGUUGUGACACACCAUUGCCAACAGCAUACUGACAUUGUAGCACUG